Salvelinus sp. IW2-2015 is the source of this 3341-nucleotide messenger RNA. RefSeq names its product homeobox protein Hox-C3a-like. The record is from RefSeq and is a predicted model, not a curated record. Gene Ontology annotation, molecular function: DNA-binding transcription factor activity, RNA polymerase II-specific; RNA polymerase II cis-regulatory region sequence-specific DNA binding. Lineage: Eukaryota; Metazoa; Chordata; Actinopteri; Salmoniformes; Salmonidae. Gene Ontology annotation, biological process: regulation of transcription by RNA polymerase II.
UCUUGUCCAUUGCAAUGUUUGAAUUUAAUUCAAUUUCUGGAGGUUAAAUUAAUACACAUAUUUCUACCACUCACAGACAUUUAGGCCACCAUUGCUAAACACAUUUUUGUAGGUAAAAGGAAUCUAUAUAUUUAUACCACUCACAGCCACCACCAUCGCUAAAAAUGUUUUGUUUCUCUCCACAAUUCAAGAAUAAUGCAAUCCUUGGUUAGACAACUGUUAACUUGGUUGAAAAACUGUUAAAAUCAGUACUACCCCGAGGGUACCUGAACAACAAUGGGACAUAUCUGAAGAGACACUUUAUGACAGAGAUGUGAGGAAAUGAACAUUCUGAUCCAAUGAGAGAUAAACAUGUUUGACAUGUGAAUAAAUUAGGCAUACAUAUAAGUGAUAGGCUAUGCCACUAUGAUUGAUAGAUAUGUCAAUUAUAGUGAUAACCCACUGGGCACAGACAUUAAUUCAACAUAUAUUCCACGUUGGUUAAACGUGAUUUAAUUGAAAUGAAGUGAAAACAAUGUGGAUUCAACCAGUGUGUGCCCAGUGGUUCAAUUCAAGAGUUGACAAUAAAAAUGUCUUAAAACGUUAUGGGUCUAUUUAAAUUAAAAUAUGAGAUAAGCAGACUGAGCACAACACCCUAACCAUUAAACUUCAUUACCACAUUUAAUCAAAUGUAGUCUUUUAAAGGUGAAGAAUGGAUCAAACUUAUCAAUCAAAUAUGGGAACUCACAGUGGCACUGGCAAUGAUAUUAUAAAUAACUAGCUAUUAAGUGUGCACUCUGCAAAUAGCUAGUUUAAUCUUUUAAAAUCUAAAUGGUGAUCGUUUUAUGGAUAUUCGAUAAAGAGGAAUAAAUUGCACCAAAAUAAAUCAACCAUUCAUUAAAUUGUUUCUGUCAAAUACUUUUUAGCAUAUUUCUGUCAAAACUAUUUUGCUUGUACAAAUUACUAUUUAGUUCAAAAUGUGUGUAUAAUGGAAAUAAUGAAUGGACGCUUCCAGGGGCGCGGCCUCACUGCCAAGAUAUCUGAAUGGAAGACUGAUUGGCUUCGACCUUGACCCACACCCACAUACAUUCACCUAUAAACAGCACACCAAGAAACUUUCGAACUUCUGGAAGGGUGGUUUCGGAGUUUUCGAUCUUUAGGAAACUGUGUGACAAUUUGUUUGGACGUUUCUUGUUCACAUAGGCCUAUUAACGUUAGUGAAAAAUAUGGCAGACUGGAAGGUACCAGUGAGCUUCAACCCAUCCUACCACGCUUUUGCCUAUGGUCUCGUGUACCAACCAGGGGCUGAACAAAAUCAUCCUAACUUCUCCAGCUGGACAGAGGCCACAUACAACCCUGGGGUCAGCGCCAGCUACUACUCGCAAGCGCCGCCACAGCAUCAAUCACUAUCCUGGAGUCCCGAACAAAACAAUGCUGGCACGAGCAAUGGCCAAUACCCGGGUUCUGUGGUAUGUCUUGGUGACCCUCACUGCCAUACCCAGAGUGGCCGCCUAUUCAUUUCCAACAACCGGGCUCCGCAUGAUCCGCAAACGGAGACCGAGCGGCCAAGUAGCGACACUCAGAGCGACUCAGAGACCCACACCUCACCAGAUUCUUUGAGUUCGUCGAACGACCGAGAAGAGUACAAUCCUCAAGCCAACCAUACCACCUGGGUGAGAAGCGAGUUGGAGACAGCCAGUGGAAGCCCAAAUAGCAGUGAGAAUGUCUCCAGUUCUCAUCCAGAGGAGUUUAAAAGUCUACAAGUUAUGGGGAGUGAGGACUGCACCCUGCAGUCAUUGCCCCCUUCUUCCCCAGAGAAAGUGGACAAGAAUAUCCCCAAACAAAAAGCUCGAAUUACUUUCUCAACAGGCCAAAUGGAUGCCCUUACUCAUAGGUUUAACAUGCAGAAGUACCUCACCCCUGCUGAGAUGAAGACCCUGGCUGGACUGACUGGGCUUACUUACAAACAGGUAAAAACAUGGUUCCAGAAUCGCAGGAUGAAACUGAAGAGGCACCAAAAAGACGAUAGCUGGGCAUCACUUGGGUACCCCAACCCUGGCUACCCCAACAUGCCACAGCGCCCUCAGUUUCAGGGCGAAUCCCAAGCACAGAUCCAGGACCACACCAUUGCUCAACAGUUUCGAGAGACCAUGUUAAGGAAGCGUUCUCAACAGAACCUGCCUUACUAUGCUGUUGGGUAUCCUCAGCCAUCCUCUCCCCCCCAGCCCCCUGCAAGGCCCCCGGGCAUCUGGCCCCUGCCCCCAGCUGUGACCCACCAUGAGUACCCCAAUGGUUAUAGCACGGUCAGUGCAAACCACCAUACUAGCAUCAACAGUGAUGACUGGAAAGUCAUGAGCCCCAUGCACAAGUCUAGCCAAUAACCAACAGAGGUAACAUGUUAGUGGUCAUGGUGGUAAAUUCACUGGUUUGUCUACUUAUUACUUUUUUUUUUUUUUUUUGAAUAUUAUUACAAUUAAGAUUACGACAGGCAAUUCUCUAUUUCGUGAUGAGGUGUUGGCUAAUCUUAUCAAGCCAUUCGCUGGCCCCACUUGAAAAUAGUAUCCCCUCAUCUUUUAAAAAUCUGGAGUUUGAUGUUUUAUACCUUCCAAAGUUCUUAUCUGUGUAUUUAAUAUCGUUGCUUUUUUGACAUUCUGCUUUUUGAUACUACUCUGACGAAGCUUUGCUGUGUCUAUGCUGGAAGUGGCAUGCUUUUAUUCCCUCACCAGCCUAUUUGAUGACGUGAUCUGUGCAAGGCACUACUAGAUGUUACACGUUCCUACUGAAUGUUUGUUGGUCCAUGCCGCACCAGAUUUGUAUCCUAUUGGAUGCUCUUUUAACAUUACUGCCAUGUUUUAUGACCUCGUUGUACAGUGUGUGGUGAUGCCUUCCCCUCCAUGUCAGGGUUUUGUUUAGUAGGCCCAAAAUGUGGAAAWUGCAUUGACAUGUACAAUAAGUGGAUGUCUUGGCUUAUUUCAAAUACUACCUCCCAGUUUCAAUUUUUUUCCACUUUGUGCCUACAGAACACUGCCAAUGUCUUCAAGUUUUUAUUUAUUUUUGAAUAAAUACUAGCUUAUACCCUAUUGUUGCAUAGUCAACCUAUAAUGAAAUUGUGGAAUUUACUUAUCUUGGGUGAUGUACUCCUGACAUUUUGGGCAAAUGGUUUAUUGGUAUAUUUUAACUUUGAUUUGUUUUUUCUUUUCUUUGAAGGCAUACUUGUAAGAUGAACCCAGCAACCUACCUGGUGUAAAUAUGUACAUGACUGCUUUGACACUGGUUUAUGGUAAUAAAUGUAGUCUGUUACAAUGCUUUCAUGGGGAAAGAAUGACUUGGUGCACAAAUAAACCAUGUCUUAACAGGGCAAA